GCGGAAGUUGAAGAAGCAACUUAGCAAAGACAAGCGACCUUGUUCAGGGCGAGCUGUUCGUAACGGUUUUAGUAGCUAACGUUACCCACCUUACAAUGCUCGCAUAUCGGACACACGCGGUGACAGCUCGGUGUUCAUAGUGUCCUUUACAACGUUCAUAUCAUGUUUUCCUUCAUCAAGGCUGCAGUCGGCGGACUAACCGGCAUCUGUCGAGCACACGGUCACCAACAAGGUCUUUUACACAGUCACUUGAAAGUUCUCGCUGCUGGCCUGAAGACACUCGACACCCCUCCAGAUUUCACUGAUGUGGUGCUGCCGGAGAAACCCAAAUUGAAGUUCAUGAACAAGGUGCCUAACUUUAAGAAAGCAAAGAAAGAGAUGAAGAAGCUUCGGGAUAUCCAAGGCCCAGCGAGGACAGCAAAUGCCUUCACUACAGGACAGUACGCGAUUGUGGCCAUGGGAGGGGGCUACCUUCAUUGGGGUCACAUAGAGAUGAUCCGUCUCACUGUCAACCGCAAGAUGGAUCCCCAGACUACCUUUGCGCGCUGGCGCAUCAAUGGCCCAUAUAAGCCCAUCACACGUAAAGGUCUGGGUCAGCGCAUGGGUGGGGGCAAGGGAGCCAUCGACCACUAUGUGACACCUGUCCGCUACGGCCGUUUAAUUGUGGAAGUGGGAGGAAAGGUGGAGCUGGGAGAGGUUCAGCAUAUCUUGAUUGAAGUGGCAAAGAAGCUCCCCUUUCCUGCCAAGGUGAUGACUAGAGAGAGCCUAGCAGCCCUGCAAAAGAAGCACAUUGACAUGGAGCAGAACAACCAGAAUCCCUGGACCUUCAAGGAGAUAGCGCGUGGCAACAUGCUGGGUAUCAGGAAGGUGCUCAGCCCCCUGGACCUGCACAACCAUGGACGCUUCACAGGCAAAUUUCACCUCCCGUGGAGGGUGUGACAGAUUUGAGGAACAGAAAUGGACAGUGUCAUACUGAAACAGCAACCAGACCACACCAAGGAAGAAGCAAAUAAACCAUAUUUGGGAAUAUACUUUCAUUUUUUAUGCAAAUGUAUUUGUGGGAUAUUUCUUUCUUAUUCUUCUUCAAUAAACAAUAAGCUACAUUAUGUAUUUCAGUAUAACAUGGUAGCUCAAGUAUCCUGA
Molecule: messenger RNA, 1143 nt
Organism: Cyclopterus lumpus (lumpfish)
Lineage: Eukaryota; Metazoa; Chordata; Actinopteri; Perciformes; Cyclopteridae
Gene: mrpl16
Product: mitochondrial ribosomal protein L16
Exons: 5
Coding region: 163-939 (258 amino acids)
Biological process (GO): mitochondrial translation
Cellular component (GO): mitochondrial large ribosomal subunit; ribosome
Molecular function (GO): rRNA binding; structural constituent of ribosome
Source: RefSeq, a predicted model, not a curated record